Messenger RNA from Eimeria necatrix, 1323 nucleotides. RefSeq lists its product as hypothetical. The transcript has a single exon. The coding region runs from base 1 to 1323 and encodes 440 amino acids. The record is from RefSeq and is a predicted model, not a curated record. Lineage: Eukaryota; Apicomplexa; Conoidasida; Eucoccidiorida; Eimeriidae.
AUGUUGAAAGCGGCAUCAUCGGGGCUGCUGUCGGUCCGCAGCUGGCGACCCGCCGGGCUGCGCGUUCUUGAAUGGUGCGCUGACAGCUGCUGCUUCUCUUCGUCUCAGCAGUCUGUGGGGACUCUUUUGGCAGAAAAAAGGGGAAACAAACUCAAAAUAAAUUCAAAAAAAGAGUUAUUUGAGGAGGCAGUGGGGGCAGAAUGUUCAUCAAACGACGUGGGCGCAAAAGGCAGCCAGCGGUGGGGAGAAGACGCAGCAGCAGCAACUGCUGCUGCUGCUGCAGCAGCUCCUGCCGCUCCCGCUGCAGCCCCUGCAGCAGACGCUGCAGCAGCUGCGGAUGACUGGAUCUACGAGGCCAAGCCUGGGGGCCGCCUGCACUUCGAGGCGCACAAGCGGCUGAUGAUGCUCGCAUCCUCACCUGCAGCAGCAGCAGCAGCGGCAGCAGCAGAAAGGCCACCGUCAGCAGCAGCAGCAGCAGCUGCUGCUGCUGCUGGCCCGGGGGAGCCACUGAACGCCUGGGGAGUGCCCCUAGUUCGCUACCUCCCUGCUGCUGAGCGUCAGCAGCAGCAGCAGUGCGAGCUGGGGCUGCUGGUGAGGCGCCAGUGCAUGCAAGCUGCUGCAGAGUUUGGGUCUGCUGCAGAGCGUUCUGGGGUGUACAGACACCUCAGGGAGCCCGCUGCGGAGCCGCAGGACGCUGCACUUGCUGCCAGCUUCAGAAGUGCAGAAAUGAAAUCUUAUUUGCUGUUUUUGGCUCCCCAUCUUCCUUCAUUGGAGCUGCAGUGGGUCAUUUCGGGCUUCCUCUCCGUGCAUUUGCGCCACAUGGACCAGCAGCAGAUGCAGCACCUGCUGCAGCUGCUGCUGCUGCAAGAGCGGCCGCCAGCAGCAGCAGCAGCAGCAGCAGCAGCAGCAGCAGCAGCAGCGAGCGCAGCAGGCUCUCAGGCACGCCCAAAGUGCUCUUGUGGGCAAACGCGCUGCUGCUGGGGCCGCCAUCGGGUGAAGGGCAACAGCAGCAGCACGCGCUGCAGCAAGAUCAACAGCAACAGCAGCAGCAGCAGCAGCAGCGGGACCGACAGCCACAGCAGUGGCACUGACAGUGACAGCCCCCGCAGCGACAGCAGCAGCAGCAGCAGCAGCAGCGGGAGCUGCUGCUGCGACGGCUUGACAGCAGCCACCCUAGCGGACCUGCUGCGCUGCCGCGGCCCUCGCUGUGUGCCCCCUUGCUUGCGGGGCAAUAGUGCUCUUCGUCUUUUGUUUAGUUUUAUAAAUUCUGAUCAUCCUUUGCUUUCUUUUUUGCCGCCUCCUGGAGGUCUGCCUGCCGACUGA